GAACUGCACCUGGAAGAUGCGUCCAGUGUCUGCCGGUGCAUUCAAGGCUAUGUUCUUCGUCUUUGCCUCCAUGUGCGCCUGGUACUCAGGGUACCUGCUCGCAGAGCUCAUUCCUGCCGUGACUCUGUCCAGUGCCGUCUACAGCCUCCGGAGCGUCGGUGAGAAGCCCAUUCUCAGGGCGCCAGACCCCAAAAGGCAAAAGUGUGACCACUGGGCCUCAUGUCCCCCCAACACCUAUGCCUAUCGCUUGCUCAGUGGUGGGGGCAAAGACAAGUAUGCCAAGAUCUGCUUUGAAGAUGAGCUGCUUCUAGGUAGAAGGUAUGGGAAUGUUGGAAGAGGAAUAAACAUUGCCAUCAUCAACUAUGUGACGGGGAAGGUGAUGGCGACCCAGCAUUUUGAUAUGUAUGGAGAUGAUGGCUCUGGACCAAUGAUGGAGUUCAUUCAGAGAGCAUCUCCCAAAUCCUUACUGCUCAUGGUGACCCAGGAUGACGGGAGCACUAAACUUCAGGCCAAGGCCAAGGAUGCCAUUGAAGCCCUCGGGAGCAAGGAGAUCAGGAACCUGCGCUUCCGGUCCAGCUGGGUGUUCCUUGCACCCAUAGGCUUUGAGCUCCCUCCAGGAAUUCAGAGGGAGAAGAUCAACCACUCUGAUAAUUCGAAGAAUAGAUAUUCUGGCUGGCCGGCAGAGGUCCAGAUCGAAGGCUGCAUACCAAAAGAACUAAGCUAA
Dipodomys ordii (Ord's kangaroo rat) is the source of this 724-nucleotide messenger RNA. It is a transcript of the gene Fam3b, whose product is annotated as family with sequence similarity 3, member B. The transcript is spliced from 8 exons. Bases 17 to 724 code for a protein of 235 amino acids. NCBI's taxonomy places the organism in Eukaryota, Metazoa, Chordata, Mammalia, Rodentia, Heteromyidae. The record is from RefSeq and is a predicted model, not a curated record.